CAAAAGCUACCACCAAUUUUAGCAUACAAUAUCCAAAAUCUAUACCAUCUCUCGUUUGUUUCACUUUGCACCAAAACGCACAUGGAGCUUAUCGUCACCUCCUGGCCCCCCUGAGCACACCUUCCCCUACAUUCUCAUUUUUGCAAUAUUUGGUUAUUUCUUGGGACUUCCCAUAUCCAAAAAUGAAAACUUGAUCUUCUCUGGACCUGUCCUAAAAAGUACAUUUCAUUUCGGAUUAGAUUCAAAUUAGUAGCUUCAUGUUCAACUCAGGGAUCGAGAUUGAGGGAUACUAUUUUAUAUAUCAAAUGGGUUUGCAGUUUGCAAAGCAGGGGCUAGGAAAGGCAGGGACAUCAAAUUUACAACAUGCUCAGUAUUCGAUAAUUAAUUACCUUACGAAGAGUAUUUAUCUUCGUAACUUGGUAUCCAAGCAUCGAAGGCGAAUGCUUGUUGCAGGAUAUGAUCUUGACAUGACAUAUAUUACGGAUAAAUUAUUGGCUAUGUCAUUCCCUGCAGAAAGAAUGCGAGCUAUGUAUCGUAAUCCUCUUUGGCAGGUGAAAUCUGUGCUGGACAUGAGACAUGGGGGGCAUUACAAGGUUUAUAAUUUAUGCAUUGAGGAAACCUAUGAUCCAGCACAUUUUCAUGGUCGUGUAGAGGCAUGUCCUUUUGAUGACAAUCAUGUUCCACCUCUGGAAUUGGUCAAGCAAUUUUGUGAAAGUGUUCAUUCAUGGCUAUCUCAGGACCCCAAAAAUAUUGCAGUUGUGCAUUGCAUGGCAGGCAAAGGUCGAACAGGAUUAAUGGUCUGUGCCUACCUUGUUUACAGCGGGAUGACAGCAGAGGAGGCUCUUCAGUUGUAUGCAAAUAAAAGGACUACCAACAAUGAAGGAGUCUCAAUACCAAGCCAACGUCGUUAUGUAGCCUAUUGGGCAAGUGUACUUUCUUUUCCCAAGGAAAUUGGAAGUGGACCUCCUGUAGUAAGCCUACCUCAAUCUUGUAGCAGAGAAUUGAGGAGAAUCCGUCUUUAUGACAUGGUUAACACUGAAUCAAUCUUCUUUGUAGUCUCAGAAUUGCAAGAGGUUAAUAGCCAGCUAUAUCGUCCGCCAGGAGAAGUUGCAAAGGGUUGCUGCAGACCAAUUAGAGAAGGAGACCAGAAAAAUAAAAGUCCUCGUUAUUAUAUUUCUUUCAUUGGAGAUGCUGAUGAAGAAGGGAAGAAAUCAGAAACAGAAGAACCUCGUGUUGUUGUUCAAAUGGACACAGAACGUUCCAUAAUCGAUCAGAAAAAUUGUCUUGAUUACUCUUUCAAUAAACCUGUAGAAGUUAAAGGAGAUGUGCGUGUGAUAUUCUACCAGAAAAUGAUAGGAGGCCGCCUCUUCUAUGUCUGCUUUAAUACAGCUUUUAUCAAGAAUAGCUUGUUACAGUUCUCAGUGAGGGAUUUGGACAAAAUUGGGAAGAAGGGUCAAUCAAUAUGUGGUUCAACCUUCUGUUUGGAGUUGCUUUUCGGACCAGCUAAUUCAAAGUCUUCAUAUGAUAAUUAUGAUGAUGGUGGCCUGAGUGACGAUAGCUUCUGAAAACCAGAUAUAUUUAAAUACUGUACCAAUUAAAAGAGUUACAUACAAAUAUGGUUUUAUAUAUACAUGUAUAUACAUACACAUGCCUCCUCUCAAAAACUGUAUUAUCUGUUGUCUGACCACUGUAGUUCAUUUUUAUAAAUAGUGGGGCUCUAGGAAUGGGAGGAAAUUUUGUAUGUUUUAGGUUAUGAUUAUUAUGAGGCCAUUUUGCAGAAGACUUAUGCUUCAAAAGUUUUGUUUCUGUA
Ricinus communis (castor bean) is the source of this 1810-nucleotide messenger RNA. Its product is annotated as phosphatidylinositol 3,4,5-trisphosphate 3-phosphatase and protein-tyrosine-phosphatase PTEN1. The transcript has 8 exons. NCBI's taxonomy places the organism in Eukaryota, Viridiplantae, Streptophyta, Magnoliopsida, Malpighiales, Euphorbiaceae. The record is from RefSeq and is a predicted model, not a curated record. Gene Ontology annotation, molecular function: phosphatidylinositol-3,4,5-trisphosphate 3-phosphatase activity; protein tyrosine phosphatase activity. Gene Ontology annotation, biological process: protein dephosphorylation; phosphatidylinositol dephosphorylation. The coding region runs from base 258 to 1565 and encodes 435 amino acids. Gene Ontology annotation, cellular component: cytosol.